AUGCUCAGGCCAAUUCUUCGUGCCUCGCCUCGAGGUAUUUUCUCUGUUCCCCGCCAGUUACGCACGCUGGCCACCAAGAAACAGCACUCCCUUCCCGCCGCUUAUUACCGCGGAGGAACUUCCCGCGCCGUUUUCUUCAAGCAGGACGACCUCCCGCACGACCGGGAGCAAUGGGCUCACAUUUUCCGCAGCGUAAUUGGCAGUCCUGAUCCGUAUGGUCGCCAGCUAGAUGGCAUGGGAGGCGGCAUCUCAAGUCUCUCCAAAGUCUGCGUGGUUGGCAAAUCUACGCAUCCCGACGCCGAUGUGGACUACACCUUUAUCGCAUUGGGCGUUAAUACGCCUGAAGUUGACUACUCGAGCAACUGCGGCAAUAUGAUCAGUGCUGUCGGUCCUUAUGCCGUUGAUGCUGGUCUCUUUUCGACUACUGGUGAUUCCUGCUCAGUGACAGUGCGCAUCCACAACACCAAUACCGGCAAGAUUAUUCACUCCUCGUUUCCCAUUGUCGAUGCAGAGGCCGCGACAAGCGGCGACUUUUCUAUUGAUGGUGUCGCAGGCACAGCAGCCCGUGUGCAGUUGGACUUUGUUGAUCCCGCUGGGUCUCGGACGGGCAAGCUUCUUCCUACAGGGCAAGUCCGGGAUACAUUCGACGGCAUUACAGCCACUUGUAUCGACGUCGCAAACCCCUGUGUGUUCGUCCAGGCGGCCGAAUUGGGUGUCCCGGCGAAUAUGACCCCGGAUGAGAUCACAGUGCAUCCGGAUCUGCUUCCGCGUUUGGAUUCUAUUCGCCGCCAGGCAGGUGUCAAGAUGGGCUUGGCUGAGGCGCUGGAGAAAGUGCCAGGCAGUGUUCCAAAGAUCUGUCUUGUCUCUUCACCAACAAAUGAUGCCCGGGCCAAGGAGCAGAACCAAACGGCCGAGAAAGUUGAUCUCGUCGCCCGCGCUCUCUCUGUCGGCCAGCCGCACAAGGCAGUGCCUAUCACUGUUGCGUUGGCUCUGGCAUCUGCUGCGCGACUGUCGGGAAGUACGGUAAAUGAAGUUGCAAGCACUGACCGAGUUGAUGAUGCUGGUGUUACGAUUGGACAUGCUAGUGGGAAUCUACUGGUUGGAGCGAUGUUCGAUAAGAAUGGUGGUUUGAACGCUGCUACAGUGUUUCGGACGGCGCGUCGGGUGUUCGAGGGUCGGAUAUUUUGGAAGAAUGAAUCCUGA
Molecule: messenger RNA, 1203 nt
Organism: Aspergillus chevalieri
Lineage: Eukaryota; Fungi; Ascomycota; Eurotiomycetes; Eurotiales; Aspergillaceae
Product: DUF453 domain protein
Exons: 1
Coding region: 1-1203 (400 amino acids)
Source: RefSeq, a predicted model, not a curated record